UCUACACGCUGUGUGUUUUAUCGACAUGUGUAUUAAUUUCAAAAUGGGUUAUCGAAAUGUCGAAAAGAAUAUUGUGGUGAAUCGACGCAGAAUUAUUUGGCAUUAUUUACGGGGCUGGUUUGUGGUGGACUUCGUAUCGUGCCUGCCGCUGGCAUACGUGCUGCUGCAUACGGAGCUGAUCGGCUACCGCUAUCUUCUACUCGGACACCUGAUGGCGACGCUCCGAGUGCUGCGGAUCGCCACCGUUGUUCGCAACUUGAAGCCUUUUAUGCUGUUGUUCACGGAGUCGUACAUCUGGCAUCGCACGGUGCGACACACGCUGCUCUUUCUUAUCUCAGUGCACUGGACCAACUGUAUCAUUUACAUACUACCUGCUCUCGGUUAUUACUGGACGGGCAAGAUGCCCAGGCAGUACACGCUGUUUCUCAACAGCACGAGCGGCGACCUGUCGUCCUAUUCUCCCAGCGUGCGCUACAACAAGGCGCUCUUCAUCACCCUGAGCGCGUUAGUCGGAGUAGAUCCUUCAAUGCUCAAAGUUUCAACAGUUGAAGAGUUUGUCUGCUAUUCCCUUAUCGUAUUUUACGGAGCAAUGUUUAUGGUGUACACGUUAAUUUUCCUGUUGAAGAUAUAUAUGACAUAUUAUAACUCUGCUACGCGAUACCAUGGACUUCUCAGUCAGAUGGAGGCGUACAUGCAACAUAAACAGCUCCCAGCUCAACUGAAGAUACGUCUGAGAGAGUUCUACAGGUACAGAUACCAGGAGCAGUACUACAAGGAGGACGAUACACUAGAAUGUUUAUCAGAUCAAUUACGUCACGAGAUAAUUUUGCACACGUGCUACAAGCUGGUGAACCGCCUGCCUCUGCUAGAGGGGCUGUCGGCGAGCGUGGUUGGUGCGGUGAUGGGCUGCCUCAAGCCUGAGGUGUACCUACCCAAUGAUCUCGUGAUGCGAGCGGGUGAUAACGGGGAUUGCAUGUACUUUAUAGCUAAUGGAACGGUCGCUGUUUAUUCUUUGAAGGGAGUUGAGAUUUGCCACCUAGAAGAUGGUGACCACUUCGGCGAGGUGGCACUAUUGAUGGCGGAUAGCAAGCGCGUCGCCACCGUCGUGUCAGUGGAGAUCACGCAGGUCUACCGGCUCGACGCUGUUAACUUCCGACAAAUAGUAAAGACAAACCAAGUUCUAUACAAUCGGUUGCAAGAGCUGGCAGCUCAACGGAUGCAUGAGACUGUGGUAUUGGAUGAUGAGUUCCGUAGACAGCGGGAGAAGCGUGUGGAACUAGAUGCCUCUGCUACCACAUUACUCAGCUAA
Messenger RNA from Papilio machaon (common yellow swallowtail), 1309 nucleotides. Its product is annotated as potassium/sodium hyperpolarization-activated cyclic nucleotide-gated channel 2. The transcript has 10 exons. The record is from RefSeq and is a predicted model, not a curated record. Lineage: Eukaryota; Metazoa; Arthropoda; Insecta; Lepidoptera; Papilionidae. Bases 26 to 1309 code for a protein of 427 amino acids.